This is a messenger RNA of Sorex araneus (European shrew), 1936 nucleotides long. RefSeq names its product ISL LIM homeobox 1 (gene ISL1). Gene Ontology annotation, molecular function: cis-regulatory region sequence-specific DNA binding; DNA-binding transcription factor activity, RNA polymerase II-specific. Gene Ontology annotation, cellular component: nucleus. The record is from RefSeq and is a predicted model, not a curated record. The coding region runs from base 228 to 1277 and encodes 349 amino acids. The transcript has 6 exons. NCBI's taxonomy places the organism in Eukaryota, Metazoa, Chordata, Mammalia, Eulipotyphla, Soricidae. Gene Ontology annotation, biological process: positive regulation of transcription by RNA polymerase II; axonogenesis; neuron fate specification.
GUCCGCCGCGCCGCAGCGCCUCCGCUCCGCCAGCUCCGCCCGCGUCUGUUGGACUCUCCGAUCGGCGAGGGCGCGGCGCCGCCCGGCCAGCGGCUCGACCCUCCCAGCCUUGGCAGCCCCCGGGGCCUCGAUUUCCCACUUUGCCCUAGCUCCAGCAUCCUCUCUGUGGGCUGUUCACCAACUGUCCAACCACCAUUUCACUGUGGACAUUACUCCCUCUUACAGAUAUGGGAGACAUGGGAGAUCCACCAAAAAAAAAACGUCUGAUUUCCCUAUGUGUUGGUUGCGGCAAUCAAAUUCACGAUCAGUAUAUUCUGAGGGUUUCGCCGGAUUUGGAAUGGCAUGCGGCAUGUUUGAAAUGUGCAGAGUGUAAUCAGUAUUUGGACGAGAGCUGUACGUGCUUUGUUAGAGAUGGGAAAACCUACUGUAAGAGAGAUUAUAUCAGGUUGUACGGGAUCAAAUGCGCCAAGUGCAGCAUUGGCUUCAGCAAAAACGACUUCGUGAUGCGCGCCCGCUCCAAGGUGUACCACAUCGAGUGUUUCCGUUGCGUGGCCUGCAGCCGCCAGCUCAUCCCGGGGGACGAGUUCGCGCUGCGGGAGGACGGGCUCUUCUGCCGCGCAGACCACGACGUGGUGGAGAGAGCCAGCCUGGGCGCCGGCGACCCGCUCAGCCCCCUGCACCCAGCGCGGCCGCUGCAAAUGGCAGCCGAGCCCAUCUCCGCCCGGCAGCCCGCCCUGCGACCCCACGUGCACAAGCAGCCGGAGAAGACCACCCGCGUGCGGACUGUGCUCAACGAGAAGCAGCUGCACACCUUGCGGACCUGCUACGCCGCCAACCCCCGGCCCGACGCGCUCAUGAAGGAGCAACUGGUGGAGAUGACUGGUCUUAGCCCGCGGGUGAUCCGGGUCUGGUUUCAAAACAAGCGGUGCAAGGACAAGAAGCGGAGCAUUAUGAUGAAGCAACUCCAGCAGCAGCAGCCCAAUGACAAAACGAAUAUCCAGGGGAUGACAGGAACUCCCAUGGUGGCCGCCAGUCCAGAGAGGCACGAUGGUGGCUUACAGGCGAACCCAGUGGAGGUGCAAAGUUACCAGCCUCCUUGGAAAGUACUGAGUGACUUCGCCUUGCAGAGUGACAUAGAUCAGCCUGCUUUUCAGCAACUGGUCAAUUUUUCAGAAGGAGGACCAGGCUCUAAUUCCACGGGCAGUGAAGUGGCGUCGAUGUCCUCUCAGCUCCCAGAUACACCUAACAGCAUGGUAGCAAGUCCUAUUGAGGCAUGAGGAACACUCAUUCAGAUGUAUUUUUUUUCCCUGUUGGAGAAAGUGGGAAAUUAUAAUGCUGAACUCCGAAACAGAAAAAGUAUUUAACAACCCAGUCAAUGAAAACUGAAUUGAGAAAUGAAUGCUCCAUGAAAUGCACGAAGUCUGUUUUCAUGACAAGGUGAUAUGGUAGCAACACUGUGAAGACAAUCAUGGGAUUUUACUAGAAUUAAAAAAAAAAUAACAAGCAAAAUCCAAACCCAACAUAACGCUAUCCAACGACCUUAGGAGUACUGAAAAAAAAAAGAAUUUUAAAAAGACGUUUUUAAAACGUAGAGGAUUUCUAUUCAAGGAUCUCAAAAAAAAAAAAAAGGCAUUUUUAUUUCAAUGCACAUCUAGAGAAAAGCAGACAUAGAGAUUUUUUCUAGUCCAUCCUGAUCUGAAUGGUGCUGUUUUCUAUAUUGGUCAUUGCCUUGCCAAACAGGAGCUCCAGAGAAUAAGCAGGAAGAGAAAAGUGGCCUCCGUGACUGAAAGAGUCCUUUGAGAAAAUGGAGCUGCAUUGGUUUGUGACAUUUUUAGUUGACUUUAACAAGGGGUUAAUUGAAAUCCUGGGUCUCUGAGCAUGUCUUGUAGCUGUCUUCUUUCUUCCUUUUCUUCCUUCUCUUUCUUCCUUCUCUUUC